Lemur catta (Ring-tailed lemur) is the source of this 1297-nucleotide messenger RNA. It is a transcript of the gene GPR35, whose product is annotated as G protein-coupled receptor 35. Gene Ontology annotation, molecular function: G protein-coupled receptor activity. NCBI's taxonomy places the organism in Eukaryota, Metazoa, Chordata, Mammalia, Primates, Lemuridae. Bases 325 to 1245 code for a protein of 306 amino acids. Gene Ontology annotation, cellular component: membrane. The record is from RefSeq and is a predicted model, not a curated record. The transcript has 2 exons. Gene Ontology annotation, biological process: positive regulation of Rho protein signal transduction; phospholipase C-activating G protein-coupled receptor signaling pathway.
AGUGCCCUGGAGCUCGCUGGCUCUGCCGCCUCUCCCUGUCCCCAGACCCACGCCUGGCCUGACAGAGGUGCCUGUUCUCUGCAAGUGUCAGGCGCAAGGCCGGCACCCCACUUCCUUCCCCAAAAUCCCCUCACCCCCCGCAAACUCAAGCUGGGCCGGCGCAGGCAGUGGGGAGUCCCAUCCUCCCCCAUCUGGUGUCAUCGCUCCACCCAGCAUCCCCUGCCGCGAGAGGGGCAGAGUCGGCACGGUCUCCCCGGCCUUCCCGGGACCCCCCACAGGUGUCCACAGCACCGCGCAGAGCCAGGCAGCCGGCAGCCCGGGACCAUGAACGACACCUGCGGCCCCCCCGAGUGGCCCCCGCCACUCAGGUACGUCUUCCUGGCCUACCUGGGCACGCUGCUGGUGCUGGGCCUGCUGCUCAACGGCCUGGCGCUCUGGGUGCUCUGCCGCCGCAUGCCGCGGUGGAGCGAGACGCGGGUCUACAUGACCAACCUGGCGGGGGCCGACCUGUGCCUGCUCUGCGCCAUGCCCUUUGUGCUGUACUCGCUGCACCACACGGCCACCGACACGCCGCUGUGCCAGCUGUCCCAGAGCGUCUACCUGACCAACAGGUACAUGAGCAUCAGCCUGGUCGUGGCCAUCGCCGUGGACCGCUACCUGGCCGUGCGGCACCCGCUGCGGGCCCGCAGCCUCCGCUCCCCGCGGCAGGCCGCGGCCGUGUGCGCUGUCCUCUGGGCCCUGGUGACCAGCUCCGUGGUGGCUCGCUGGGUCCUGGGCAUGCAGGAGGGCGGCUUCUGCUUCACCACCCACUCCCGGCACAGCUUCAAGACCACGGUGUUCUCGCUCAUGGGCUUCUACGUGCCGCUGGCCGUGCUGGUCUUCUGCUCUCAGCAGGUGGUGACCGCCCUGGCCCGGAGGCCAGCCACCGACAGGGGGCAGGCAGAGGCCACCCGCAGGGCUGCCCGCAUGGUCUGGGCCAACCUGGUCGUGUUCGUGGUCUGCUUCCUGCCCCUGCACGUGGCGCUGACGGUGCACGCGGCCCUGGGCACGCAGAGCUGCGCCGUCAGCAGGGCUCUGGGCCACGCCCUCUUCUUCACGAGCAAGCUCUCAGACGCCAACUGCUGCCUGGACGCCAUCUGCUACUACUACAUGGCCAGGGAGUUUCAGGAGGCGUCUGCCCUGGCCGCGCCCCCCAGCGCCAAGGCCCACAAGAGCCAGGACUCCCUGUUCGUGACCCUCUCGUAGGAGGCACGCCGUGGGCGCCAUGGGCGCCGUGGGCCAGGGCUGGGGUCUCCGG